Molecule: messenger RNA, 1998 nt
Organism: Paramisgurnus dabryanus
Lineage: Eukaryota; Metazoa; Chordata; Actinopteri; Cypriniformes; Cobitidae
Product: nucleolar protein 9
Biological process (GO): endonucleolytic cleavage in 5'-ETS of tricistronic rRNA transcript (SSU-rRNA, 5.8S rRNA, LSU-rRNA); endonucleolytic cleavage in ITS1 to separate SSU-rRNA from 5.8S rRNA and LSU-rRNA from tricistronic rRNA transcript (SSU-rRNA, 5.8S rRNA, LSU-rRNA); ribosomal small subunit export from nucleus
Cellular component (GO): nucleolus; 90S preribosome; preribosome, small subunit precursor
Molecular function (GO): RNA binding
Source: RefSeq, a predicted model, not a curated record
GUGACGUCAUCACGCUGCGUCGCCUGUUCAUACACGUGAACGAAAUAAUUCCGUGCAAACUGUGUUUUACAUCCUCACAGAUUAUUAACAAAGCAAACGCAUGUUUCAGAUGAGAGAUGAUUGAGAAGAUGAAGGCUAAAGGACAAAGGUAUUUUAAAGAAGAACAGAAGACACCAAAGAAACGAACGGCGCAGGGCAGCAGCGGCGGUGAUGGAGUCGGGAAGAGAGCGCGAUUGGAUGCGAUGACCGUGGGUUACUUCCGGCGCGUCAGCGAGCGACUCAAAGAGGGAUUCACUGAAGAAGAGGAGAAAGGUCUGUUUGUGGAGAAUGUUCUGUCAGAGGUGAAGGGCAAAGCCGGUCUUGUUGCCAUGGAUAUGACGGGCAGUCUGGCUCUGGAGAAGCUGCUGUCAUUGGCUACAACCGUUCAGGUGGGAGAAAUGCUGGCAGAACUGGGCGGAGAGACGGGGUCAGAGUUCAAAGAUGUAGCGUGUAAUCAGUGUGGAGGUCAUGUGAUCGAGAGCGCUUUGAGACAGGCACACAGGUGGACAGAGAAAAAUGGUGCGGAAGAGACAUCAGAUGUCACACAGACAGAAGAAGAGGAUUGUGGGAUAUUGGAGGUUCAGGUUCAGCGUUUGUGUGGAGUGAUCAGAGAAAAUAUCCUGGAUUUCAUCAAAGACCCUCACGGAUCCCAUGUGCUCCGAACGCUCAUACAUGUGCUGGGAGGCUGUUUGACUUCAGAACCUUCUGAUGCUAAACAAGUGAAAAAAGACAAAAGGUCUGAAAGUGUGCUGACAGAUUUUGAGAUACCAACAUCAUUCUGGUGGGAGCUGAAAUAUCUCUCUGAGUCUCUGAUGGAAAACAUCAACGUCUGUGCCACGAAUCCCAGCGCCAGUGCCACGCUUCAAACGCUCCUGACAGUGUGUCACAGAAAGAGACCCAUACUGUGUAAAAAAAUCAACAAGUGCAUCAUGGGAUACCUGACAUCACUCAGCUCUGCUCCUGGAGUCAGUCCACUUCUGGUGUUUCUGAAAGACCCGUCCUGCAGUCACCUCAUCCAAACCAUCUUCAAGUUCUCCCAUAAGGCUCUGCUGCGUAACGUCUACAGGGAUCACCUGAAAGAUCAGCUGAUGUCUCUGGCCCUUCAUCCCAUCGCAAACUACACCAUCCAAACACUGAUCUCAGUCUCCAGCAGUCUCAGAGUGUUCCUGAAGAUCUUUGAUGAAUUGAUGGAGGGCUUUGAGGCGGUGCUCGCUGCCGGUCACAUGGGAGUUGUAGUGCAGCUUGUAGAGAGCUGUGUGCAGUGGGAGGAGAAACAGGACGCACUCCUACAGCGCCUCCUACAGGCAUUUCAUUGCAGCGAUCCGGCAUCUCGUCAUACAAGCUGUCUGCCUCUGUUUCUGUCUUUACUGGCGUAUGAGGUUUAUUACAACACAGAGACAGCAGAGGGCGACACAGUCACACAGCGCUCUCUGUCUAUAUGUUAUCAUGGCUCUCGACUGGUUCAAGCUUUGGCCAAAUUCAAAGACAGAUCGAUACUGAUGAACAGUUUACACGGUCUGAGCUCCAGCGAUCUGCUGACCCUCGGCACCGACUCCAUGGGCAGCCACGCGUUACAGUCGCUGCUGACGUCAGUCAGUGAUAAAGGAAGAGGAAAAUUCCUGAGAAAACUGGAGGAGCUUUAUGUUCAGUUGGCCUGUUCAAGAUGUGGCAGUCGUCUAUUAGAAGCCGUCUGGAACAGCGCCACCAUCAGUCAGAGACAAAGCAUUGCUGAGAAACUAGUGCCCAGUGAAUCUCAGCUCAGAUCCGAUCAGUUUGCACGCCACGUUUGGGCCAAAUUCGGUCUGACACACUUUGUGAAGCGCCGUGGCGCUUGGCUGGAGGUUCAGACGGGAGAGUCGAAGAAAAGGAAGAUGUUUAGUGAAAUUCUGGAGUAACAUGGAGUGUACAUUUUUUUGUUUGUUUGUUUAUUUUCUAAAUACAUUAAUGCCUAAAUGUUGU